ACACCACAGGAUGUGCCUGCAGGGUGGCCAGUGCUCUCAAGGUGGUGGGCCGCCAGAGUGGGGCAGGACACAUAUGCCCUCACCCUUCACUGGCGACCACUGCCCCCACACCUUGCCCACGGCAUCAUCAACAGGUAUCAGGUGGGCGGUGUGGUGAUGCCAGUUCGGGUGGUGGGUGGUGGCGUGGCAAGGGGCACUGUCUCCGUCGGGAUGGUUGGCGUUGAUGAGGUAGAGGCACGAGCUGCACUGCUCACACCCACUCUGGAGCAAGGCUUCCCGUCCUCCUCCACCCCAACUAGUGCCACUGUUACCUGGAGAUUGAGUCCUGCACCUGCCCACCAGAUCCACCGGUCCAAGCACAUCGAGGGGAUCUAUGUGCUGGGGUGUGAACGAGGCAGUGGCUUCAUCCAUCCUCGGAUACAACAACAGCUCCAGACCCACGACAUUUCCCUCCUGCACCAUCCACACUCCCACCACAGCCACAACCACGAGCCCGGCCCCACCACCCACACCCUGGAGCAAAGGGAGUCGUCCACUUCAGAGCAUGCGGAGUGGCCUGACAGUGGAGGAGGGCCCCACACCUCACUGGCAGAGGAGAACGUUGAGCACAUCCUCUUAGAAAAUGAGUCUGGGAGAAGCACUACAUCCUCCAACACCACUGUAGGGGAGGAGGGAGGUGAUGACUUCCCACUGCCACCCACCUGUUCCAACCUGAGAGUGAUGGGCCACACCCUUGUCCUGGCCAGGUCCUCCUUCCAGGUGGUGGGGCUCCAUCCCUUCACUUCCUACUGGUUCCUGCUCCUGCCUCACUACAAGGGUGUGCUGGGUGUGCCUUCCAACAUGCAGUCUUUACAACACCACAGGAUGUGCCUGCAGGGUGGCCAGUGCUCUCAAGGUGGUGGGCCGCCAGAGUGGGGCAGGACACAUAUGCCCUCACCCUUCACUGGCGACCACUGCCCCCACACCUUGCCCACGGCAUCAUCAACAGGUAUCAGGUGGGCGGUGUGGUGAUGCCAGUUCGGGUGGUGGGUGGUGGCGUGGCAAGGGGCACUGUCUCCGUCGGGAUGGUUGGCGUUGAUGAGGUAGAGGCACGAGCUGCACUGCUCACACCCACUCUGGAGCAAGGCUUCCCGUCCUCCUCCAC
Molecule: messenger RNA, 1144 nt
Organism: Portunus trituberculatus (swimming crab)
Lineage: Eukaryota; Metazoa; Arthropoda; Malacostraca; Decapoda; Portunidae
Exons: 7
Coding region: 157-1011 (284 amino acids)
Source: RefSeq, a predicted model, not a curated record